Messenger RNA from Prorocentrum cordatum, 3734 nucleotides. The record is from the annotation of a GenBank genome assembly. Lineage: Eukaryota; Dinophyceae; Prorocentrales; Prorocentraceae.
AUGCCCGAUGUCCGCGGCGCCGCGGGCCGCGGCGCGGGAGAGCGGAAGGGGCGCGGCGGGCGCGGCGGCGGUCCCCCGCGAGACGCCGCGGACGAGGACGGGCGCGGCCAGCAGGGCGAGGUCGAGCACCUGGAGGCGCAGCAGGGCGGAAGGCCCGCCGGCGAGCCCGAGGGGAGGGCCACCAGGACCAACGCGAAGCACAUCAACGCCGCGCUUGUGAAGGCGGCGGACGUGGGUGACAUCUCAGGCCUCCUCAACAUCGCCGCCGCCAACCUCAACGACAUGACCUGCGUCAACAUCAGCACUGCGCUGCACAAGCUCGCCCGUCUGGCGAGGGACGGCCGCGUCGUCAGCGCCAGCGACCACCGCUUCGCCGCGCUGCACGCGCGGACGGAGUGGGAGCUGUGCCGGCAGGUGCGCGAGGGCAGCAACGCAGAGGUCCUCCCCCGCUGCUGGUCGACCAUAGCCUGGGCCUACGGGAAGAUACAGGCGGAAGGCAUCGAGGCCACGGGCAUUUUCAACGCCCUGAGCCAGCUCUCGCUGCCGUACAUGGACAGGUUCCAUCCGUUCGAGCUCACCAACCUCAUCUGGGGCUUCGCCAAGAUGCAGGCCCCCAACUUCCGGCUCUUCCAGGCCGCGCAGCAGCACGUCCUCGGGUGCGUCUCCCAGUUUUCCGCCGCGAACCUGUCCACGGUGGCCUGGGCGUGCGUGACGGCCAGGAGAUGGCAGUGCAACGUGCUGCAGCAGAUCGCCGAGGAGUUUGUUCGGCAGCUGCCAGCAGCGCAGGCGAAUCGCCAGGUCAGCCCCGUGGAGAUCUCGAACCUCAUGUGGAGCUUGGCGACGGCCAGCGUGCAGGUGGGCGGGCUCGUGCCGGAGACCGUGGGCGACGUGGCGUUGCAGCUGCUGGGGGAGUUCAAGAUCCAGGAGCUCUCCAUCACCACCUGGGCCUUCUCCCGCCUGGACAUCCGCCACGACCGCCUCUUCGCCGCCGCCGCGUGGCACGUGCAGCACUCGCCCGGGCUGCAGCAGCAGGUCCACUCCCAGGGCGUGGCCAACUUGCUCUGGGCGUUCGAAAAGCAAAAGGGCAUGGGCAGCGCCGCCUCUCAGCAGCUCGAGGCCGCCGUGUACGUGCUGCUGCCGGCGUGCAGGCGGCUGCUGCCGCAGCUCAAGCAGCAGGAGUUCGCCUGCGUCUUCCGGGCACUGGGGCGAAUGGGGUUGUGCUGGGGCAGCCACCCCGAGGGCGACGCCCUGUUCGCAGCCGGCGCCGAGGCAAGGUACCAGCUGCUUUGCACAUUGUCGGUCCCGCAGGUGAUGGACAUCCUGGAGGCAUUCACCAGGUUCCUUCGACACGGAGGUGGCCACGAACACAGGCCCCCGGCGUUCGCCGACUUUCUCGCGUCCCUCGUUCACCUCUGCCUGGAGAAGGUGGGGGAGCUGAAGAGCCCCUCCGUCACGCACCUCGUCUGCGAGACCGCGGCCGCGACGCCGCUCCUGGGACGGCACCGCGCGCACCUGGUGGCCUCCAUCGCGGCCCUGGCCCUCCGGCUGGGGCCCGAGAGCUUCCAGCCCUCCGGGCAGGCCACGCUCGCGGCGAUGUGCGGCCUGGUGCCGCAGGAGGCUGGCGUGCCGCGGCUGCGCCACGAACUCGCCCAGCUGGCCGAGGGCGCGGGCGCGGCGCCCGCCGGCCCCGUGCAGGAGGUGGACGCCCCGCCGCCGCCCCGCGCCGCUGGCCCCUGCGGCUGCCACGGGCCCACCCCCGGCUGGCAGCACGACGCUCCGCAGGCGCAGUGGGCGGAACCGCCGCCCCACUCCGCGGCCUACCGCGGGGCCGGCGCGCCGUGGCAGCCGCAGGGGCCGCCCGCCGAGCGGCCCGACGCGGGGGCCCCGUGGCAGCAGGACGCGCCGCCGCCGCCAGGCUACCCAGCGCCGAGCGGCGGCGCCCGCGGCGGGUGCGGGCGCCGCGGGGCGGAGGGCGCCUGGCCGCACGCCGCGCCCCGACCGCCCGGGCGGCACCACGGCUGGGGGGGCCCGGAGCCCUACGCGGGCGGCGGCUGGGGCGGGGGGGCCGCGGCGGGCCCGCGCUACGCAGAGCUGGGCGCCGCGCCGCCGCCGGGGGGCUGCUUCCAGGGCCCGCAGCGCCACGCCGCCGACGCGCCGUUCGGCCAGGGGGCGGCGGGCAGCCCGUGCGGCCAUGGGCUGGCGGCGCCCCACCCGCAGGCCGAGCCGGGCCAGCGCCGCGGCUCGGGCGGCGGCAGGCAGGGCGGACCGCCCGGGGCCCACGUGCGCCAGCAGCGCGGCGGCGCCUUCGUCGGCGCGGCGGGCCCGCUGCCGCCCCAGCCGGAUCAGGACUGGCGUGGUCACCCCGACAUGCUUGCCGGCGGCCCGCCGGAGCCGCAGCCGCCCUGGUGGGGCGACGCGCGACAGCGCUCGCCGCCCGACGUCGGCGAGCCAGGCAUGUACGGCGCCCCGCCGCAGGGCUACCCGGCGCAGCCGCCGGGGAUGCCCGACGGCUACCCGCCGCAGCAGCCGGGGAGGCCCGAGGGGUACCCGCCGCAGCCGCCGCCAGGCGCGGCCGAGGCGUACCCGGCGCCGGCGCGGCCAGCGCCUGGGAUGGCAGACGGCUUCUCCGCGCAGCCGCUGGCCGUGGAAGGCCUUCCGAGGCAGCCCGCUGGGGCGUGUGCCUCCCUGCCGCUGGCCGCCGAAGGCGGCCCGCCCCAGGCGGCCUCCGCGCCGUCCGCGCCGCCCCACCUGCAGGGCGGCGGCUGCGGGCUCGGCCAGGACACCGCCUGCCGCCUCUCGCAGCAGUCUUUCUUCGAGCCUGCCGAGUCCGGGGACCAAUUGGGCGGAGGAGUAUGGCAGCGUCAGGCGCCCGCGGGCUACACGGUCAAGAACACGUUCAUUGAAGACAAUGAGGACGCCGACGGCGAGGAGGUGGCGCGGCGGCGCCUGCACGCCUUUGCCUUCCGAUCCGAAAGGCCCGCACAGAGGCGCCUGCCGGGGCUGGCCGACGAACCCUCGGAAGCUGGGGCCGCGGCGCCCAGCUGGCAGCAGCAGCUGCCCAAGCAGCUGCCCCGCCCCAAGUCGAUCUCCCAGGCUGGUGCCUCCGCGACGAUCCUGGAGGGCCGCCGCGCCGACCUCGGGCCGCAGGACGGUGGGUCAAGCGGCGUCCUCGACAACGUCGAGGUCAUGCUCGGUCAGGAGCUGCGGUCGGCGCUGGCUGGCACCCUCAGGGCACCUCUCAGCCGCCAGGCGAGGGCCGAGCAGGCGGCCGCCGCCCCGUCGGACUCGCGCCCCGCGGCCCAGCCUGCCAAGACGCCGCUGAACCCCGAGGCGCUGGAGCGGAAGCUCAACGCGCUCCUCGCCACCACCAGCGAGGGCGAGCUGCCCGUGCAGGGCGGCGGCCAGGCCGCCGCGCCCGCGGCGGGCGCGGCGUCCGGCUCUGCCCAGGCGGCCGUGCCCGCGACGAUCGCGCCCGCGGCCAGCGGGCCGCAGCCGAGCAGGCACCAGCAGGCGAGGCUCGCGGCUACUCCAGAGCUCUCCAGGCUUGGUACGGGCGAGAAGGACCCGGCCAGCUACGUUGUGAAGAACACGUUCAUCGAGGCCCCCGACGAGGGUGGCGAUGAGUCCGAGGCCCUGCGGGAACGCUUGCUGCGUUUCCGCUCGGAGCAGCCGCGCGCGAGCGAAAAAGGCCGCGUGGCCGGGCGCCCCCUGUGCGGCCUUGCCUCCUUCUCGGC